This is a messenger RNA of Manihot esculenta (cassava), 1756 nucleotides long. RefSeq names its product ribosomal RNA small subunit methyltransferase I. Gene Ontology annotation, molecular function: methyltransferase activity. Bases 117 to 1202 code for a protein of 361 amino acids. The record is from RefSeq and is a predicted model, not a curated record. The transcript has 9 exons. NCBI's taxonomy places the organism in Eukaryota, Viridiplantae, Streptophyta, Magnoliopsida, Malpighiales, Euphorbiaceae.
AUUGAUGGGUUGAUUUGCCUCCGCCUUUCCAGCUUCCUCUAAACCAGACACGCAUACGGCGUUGCUUGCCGCCAAGUACUCGGGUUGCUCUUGCUUCCUCAAUAGAAGCCGUGCAAAUGCUGAUACGACGGUUACCUGUGAUGAUGAUAUCGCUCACUACGGCUCUUUCAUGGCGGCAUCCACCUUUCACCUUCUUCCGGACGCAAACUGACCUUAUUUCCCUGAAAUCAGUCUCCGCCUCCCCUAGAAUUGCCCCGCUUUCCUUCUGUUAUAGCUCUCAAAUUUCUCCCGAACUCACAGGUUCAAUCUCCGAAGACUCGUCAAAACGUGGACCUUUGAAACCUGGUUUAUAUUUAGUAGGAACUCCGAUUGGAAACCUUGAAGAUAUCACCUUGAGGGCUCUCCGUGUAUUAAAAUCUGCGCAUGUGAUACUUUCAGAAGACACAAGGCAUUCGGGGAAGUUACUUCAGUAUUACAAUAUUAGAACUCCUCUUCUGAGUUAUCACAAAUUCAAUGAGUCUCAACGAGAAUUGACGGUGUUAAAGAGGUUAAAACAGGGUGAGAUUGUGGCUCUGAUCAGUGAUGCAGGGAUGCCAGGCAUUAGUGAUCCUGGUGCAGAAUUGGCAAAGUUAUGUGUGGAUGAAAAUAUUCCUGUUAUUCCUAUUCCUGGACCUUCAGCUUUAGUAGCUGCUCUUUCUGCCUCAGGCUUAGCUACAGAUGAGUUCACAUUUGUUGGAUUUCUUUCUAAGCAUUCCAGAUCAAGGAGAGAGAGGUUGAUGGCUUCUGCAGAUGAAGCAAGAACCCAAAUAUUUUAUGUUCCUCCUCAUAAGUUUUCUCAGUUUCUAGAAGAGACCUCAUCCCUCUUUGGUGACUCAAGACAAUGUGUCAUGGCACGGGAAAUUACCAAAAUACAUGAAGAGUUUUGGCGAGGUACUCUGGGGGAGGCAAAAGAAAUAUUUUCAGAUCACCAACCCAAGGGUGAGAUCACGCUGUUGAUAGAAGGCAAGAUGAAUAGCUUGGUUGAACCUCCAUCUGAGAGUCAGCUUGAGAAUGAAUUGAGAGACCUGAUCUCAACCGGGCACAGUCUAUCUAUGGCAGUCAAAAUGGUGGCUGAAAAAACAUCAGUCAGGAGGAAAACUAUAUAUUCGCUUGCAUUGAGGAAAUUGGGGAAGCAGCUUGAAGAAGAGGAUAGUUCAAAUUGAUUUGUAGCAUUAUCGGAGUGGGAUAAAAGGUAGAUUACAUCUCUCGGAAUUUGUUGAGCUUCUUUUUUUCUUAAUAUCUUUACUAUCAGAGGGGUAUAAAAGGUACAUCACUUGGAUUUUGUUGAGUUUGCUUCACUUUUCUUAAUAUCUUCUGCAAUUGUAUUCUCAACAUAUGCAACUGUACUUGAAGAAACGCCAUAUGCAGCACUAAUGGCAAUUUUGCAUCAGCUAUUGCUUUAGGAGUUGGUAGGGGUGCCGUUGUUGGUGCAAAAGAAAACAAUAUGUUUUGCUCUGUGAAUCAUCCUGCGGCUAUUUCGGUAGCCUGUGUGGCUAUCUUAGACAAGAUAUAAGCUUUUUAGAUGAAAAACAAACAGAGAUUGCAAGAGAAUAACAUGAGGACACUGGGAUUAAAAGUGCAGUGUGUGUUAACUGGCAGUUUUGGUUUAUGGCUGCUCAAUGUCAAGCUCUUUACUGAUGGGUGAUUUUGUCCAACCUUGUACCGAACAAAAUGAGAUCAAGUGAUCAAUCAGCAAUUUAUGAUUGAACUUUUACCA